CUGAUCCUGAUCCUGAUCCUGAUCCUGAUCCUGAUCCUGAUUUUGAUCUACUCGUCUGGACUGGGGCAAGUUCCUUUCAUCUACGACACCCCCGUUCUUAUUCUCCCACCCUCUAACCAGGUUCGACCCAAACCUUAUCCUUUCUUAUUCUUUCGUUGUCGUCCCCCAGGCCCUUCAAUUUUAUUCCUGUAGUCGGUCACAUACGCAGUAUCCGUGCCUACCUACACACCUCCUUCUGAACGCACAGCCUUUCCAACUUGAACGCUUCUGCUUUUGGCUCGGUUUCUCCACCACGCUGCUUCCACCUGCUCAACAACAUAUAUACGCAGACAUCCCACGCUCAUCCAAGACCUCAUUCAGCCUCUUCACUUCCAGCAUCAACUUGCCAUUAGCCUUCAACUACCACUUUGCAACUAUACUUCUUCUCCUGCCAUAUACAUACACAUAACACACGCACACGCACGCACACUGAUACAUUAUCGUCGGACUCUCUUGUACUCUGUCGAUACCGAUACUCGCAAAUCAACACUUCAGCCACUACCUCGCAAACUCCCCCACGGCCAAAGAUGUCUCUCGCUUCUCAAAGGAGAGGGCCUUGGUCCCAACAGGAAGACGCCUAUCUCAUGCAACUUGUCAACGACCAGGGCCCCUUGAACUGGGUACGAAUUGCUCAAGCCCUGGGAACAAGGACACCGAAGCAAUGCAGAGAACGAUUUCACCAAAAUCUGAAGCCCACCUUGAAUCACGAGCCCAUCACUCCCGAAGAGGGUGCCCAAAUUGAGAUUCUCGUCAACGAGAUCGGUAAGAGGUGGGCAGAGAUUGCAAGACGGCUUCACGGCCGCAGUGACAAUGCCGUCAAGAACUGGUGGAAUGGAAGCCAGAACCGCAGAAAGCGUCACGAUCGUCGCAGGGCCAACCAAGGCAGCACCUCCGGCUACGACGACCGCAGAUAUGGUCACUCUGGUUUCCGACCCACUCUCACCAUCAACUCUCACGCCGCCUCCUACCCUCACACGAGACACGGCAUGUCAUCGCCUGUCUCUCCCGCCUUUUACACCCACAGCCACCCUUACUAUCAACUCGAGUCGCCGCUUCCGUCGCCCAACUCUACCUCUUCGCCUGGUAGUGAUGGUCUUGACGGAGAGACGUCCGCCAUGUCCGAUGCCGCCUCAAGCUACACCACUUCCCCCCAAUGCCUCUCGCGGGGUACAUCGCCAUCUGUCCAACUAGCCCCGCUCCGCAUGGACGAGAACUCGGCCCCUCGCUCGCUGCCUUCCUUCGGUAGCCUCAUGAAUGCUCCAACCGACAGAAAAGAAGCUGGCCACAUGCGCCUGCCUUCUCUCCCAUCCCACCUCCUCACAGCACCCAACUCGCCUGUGAGGAGUACGGUUCAACAAGCCCUGCCGCCGCCAUCUCCUUCGGCUGCGGAUAAGGACUCUAGAAUGGAUGUUUCCGCGCUUCUGGGCUGAGGACACAACGUAUUCGACUUUUUCUUUUGUACUCCGAGGGAUACAAUCCUCAUGUAUGCCACAAUGUACCACUAAAGAGUACAUGGGUUCUGGAAUCGCAAACCACGUCUAAUGGGCGGUACGUCUGGGAAUGGGACGUAAAACUUGUACCCUGGGGGGCUUUUUUUUUAUAGCUUUGAUACCUGAUAUUCAAACCCUAGCGAGGGGAUGGCGCAAUUGGGAGACCUGAUAAAUCAAAAAGGUCUGGCAUGGGAUGGCGGCAGGACGGUAGAGAUUCAGGAAUAGAAUCUCAUGCUCCUUGAAUUUAGCUAUACUGUCGUAUAAGGUGUAUACAUCACCAAUAAUCAAAAAGUCACGAAAUUACAUCUACAA
Molecule: messenger RNA, 1841 nt
Organism: Colletotrichum scovillei
Lineage: Eukaryota; Fungi; Ascomycota; Sordariomycetes; Glomerellales; Glomerellaceae
Product: myb-like DNA-binding domain-containing protein
Exons: 1
Coding region: 567-1469 (300 amino acids)
Biological process (GO): positive regulation of transcription by RNA polymerase II; mitotic cell cycle
Cellular component (GO): nucleus
Molecular function (GO): RNA polymerase II cis-regulatory region sequence-specific DNA binding; DNA-binding transcription factor activity, RNA polymerase II-specific
Source: RefSeq, a predicted model, not a curated record